GAGUCCUUCUGCACUGCUGGAAUCGCUCGUCUCCUCCCAUCAACAGUAUGGACACCCCAGCUGUUCCUGAAUCCCUAUCUCAAGAAGCGUCGAUCAAGGACGCUCCCGCGAACGUUGAGACUGUUUCCGUAGAUGCUUUCCCACCAGUGAACGAGGCAAGACUCAUUAGGAAGAUUGACCUGAACCUGCUUCCUAUUCUCACCCUCCUGUAUUUGUUGAGCUUUUUGGAUCGCUCCAACAUUGGGAAUGCAAAGCUCGACGGAUUGACAACAGACAUCAAUGUCAUUGGGGCCAACUACAACACUUCCCUGGCGAUCUACUUCGUUGGAUACGUCAUCUGGGAGGUCCCCUGCAACAUGGUUCUCAAGCGACUGAACCCCCGAAUUUGGCUCCCUACUUUGACCCUCUUGUGGGGCAUCGUGUCGGUCACCCAGGGACUUGUAUCCAAUCAAGUGGGUCUUUUUUCUGUUCGUUUCUUCCUAGGAAUGACAGAAGCGGGUCUCUUCCCCGGAUCCAUCUUCGUAUUCUCGAUGUACUACCCUCGUCGUGUGCGGCACUACCGCGUAGCGAUCUUCUUCGGUGGAGCAGCUGUCUCAGGCGCUUUUGGAGGAGCGCUUGCAUACGCCAUCGGUCUUAUGGACGGUGUUGGUGGGAGAAGGGGUUGGAGCUGGAUCUUCAUCCUCGAGGGAUGCCUGACGGUGUUCGUGUCGCUCUGUGCUUACUUCAUCGUUCCCACUUGGCCUCGCUCGGCGACUUUCCUAACGGAAGCCGAGCGUGGCUAUCUCCUUACUAUGCUAAGUAGGGAUAGCGAUGCCGCCGAUCUGGAGCCGUUCAACUGGGACGGAGUGAAGCAAGCACUCGGUGAUCACGCAGUUUGGGGCUAUGCAUUGCUAUUCCACGGCUUCGCCUUUGUGUUGUACUCUAUCAGCCUGUUCAUGCCCACCAUCAUCGCCAACCUCGGUUUCGCGACGUGGGAAGCGCAGCUUAUGACCGUACCCCCCUACGCACUCGCGGCUACCUGCAUCUGGCUCGCCUGCUACGCUUCGUACAAAGCCGACAUACGUGCUCCAUUUAUCAUCGGCGCAGCUGGCGUGGCGUUCAUUGGUUACAUUCUGCUGGUCAGCACUUCGACUGCUGGACCGCAAUAUCUCGGUGUACAUCUCUCGACAGCCGGAGUAUACACCGGGAACGCCCUUCUCCUCUCCUGGCCAGCAGAGAAUGUCAGCAGUCAAACGAAGCGUGCUGUUGCUGUCGCGCUUCAGAUCUCGAUCGGAGACUUGGGUGCCAUUGUCGGCGUGCUCGUCUACCGACCCGAUUUGGCCGGGAACUUGUACAGGACGCCACAUAUUGUCGCGAUGGCUUAUCUGGUGUUUGGAUCCCUCGUCGCGGGCUGGCUCUGGUUCUGGCUGAAUAAGGAGAAUUUACGGAGGGAGAAGGUGUUGAGUGAGAAGGGAGAGAAGCAGGAAGCCCAAGAAGGGAACGACGGGUUAGAGGAAAGACGUCGUUUUGGGGAUAGGGAUGUUAGGUGGAAGUAUCAACUUUAG
This is a messenger RNA of Dacryopinax primogenitus, 1544 nucleotides long. Its product is annotated as MFS general substrate transporter. Lineage: Eukaryota; Fungi; Basidiomycota; Dacrymycetes; Dacrymycetales; Dacrymycetaceae. Gene Ontology annotation, cellular component: membrane. The record is from RefSeq and is a predicted model, not a curated record. Bases 48 to 1544 code for a protein of 498 amino acids. The transcript is spliced from 12 exons. Gene Ontology annotation, biological process: transmembrane transport. Gene Ontology annotation, molecular function: transmembrane transporter activity.